Molecule: messenger RNA, 996 nt
Organism: Linum tenue
Lineage: Eukaryota; Viridiplantae; Streptophyta; Magnoliopsida; Malpighiales; Linaceae
Source: the annotation of a GenBank genome assembly
GUAAGCUCGCUCUUCCUCUUCCUCUGUCACUCCCACUCUCUACUCAAAUCGUCCUUUCUCUCCAAAUGCCUCAAUCAUCCGCAGAACCAAAGCAGUCUGCGGAAGAGAAGCCGGUGGAGAAAACAACUCUCCGACCUCAAUUCGGCGAAUGAAGACGGCCAAGAAAACCAAACCCACCAACAAACUCUGCUGCCGACGCAAGCGCACGACUCUCCCCAAGAUGACGACAAGGAACAAGCACUGAAGCUCUGCGAGAUUUGCGCGGACAGUAAGCAAUCGCACCAGAUUCUCGCCGUCGGAGCGUGCACCCACGCCGCCUACUGCACGGACUGCAUAUCCCGCCACGUGGCGGCCAAAAUCGGGCAGAGCGGCGCGGCGGCGACCGUGAUCACCUGCCCUGCUUCGGGGUGCGGGACCGCAAUCGAGCUCGAUUCCUGCCGCGGUGCUCUCCCCAAGGCGGUGAUCGACAAAUGGGAGGAGGCCCUGUGCCGGAACUCGAUCGGAGAGUCGCAGAGGUUCUACUGCCCCUUCAGGGACUGCUCGGCGAUGCUUGUGGCGGAGGCGGAAUCGAUCAGGGAGUCGGAGUGUCCGUACUGCCACAGGCUGUUCUGCGCGCAGUGUGGCGUGGCGUGGCACUCCGGCGUGGACUGCGAAGUGUUCCAGCGGCUGGGGCAGGACGAGCGAGGCAGGGAAGACAUUAUGGUGAUGGAGAUGGCGAAGAGCAACAAGUGGCGGCGGUGCCCGAACUGCAAAUUCUACGUCGAGAGGACGGAAGGCUGCCCUCACAUCACUUGCAGGGUGCAAGUAUGAAUUCUGCUAUGGGUGUGGAGAGAAGUGGAGCUCCAAUCACGGCGGGUGUACCAGGGACUGAUCGGGUCGGGCAGUGCAAUGGGCUAGAGUUAAAGAAGGUUAUGUUGGUUGGUUUGAUUUUCGGUUUACAAAGGACAUUAACAUUAUGUUUGAUUUGAAGAGGUUGUUUUGGGCUUGGCUUGGCUU